Molecule: messenger RNA, 1164 nt
Organism: Schistosoma mattheei
Lineage: Eukaryota; Metazoa; Platyhelminthes; Trematoda; Strigeidida; Schistosomatidae
Source: the annotation of a GenBank genome assembly
AUGUCCUCUGCCUUUACUGCAAGGGAUUUGAAUCAUUUUGAUUAUGUUAUUAUUGGAGGUGGGAUUGCUGGUGUUGUGUGUGCUGAAACAUUAUGCGAACUCUUAAAUCCAAGCAGGUUUUCUGGGGCUCUCCAGUCAUCGUCGGGUCAUCUAAACUAUGCAUCUAAACGUGUAGCAUUGAUAUCUGCUUCUCAAACUGUGAAAACUACAAUCAAUCUGCGUCGAAUAAGCAAUAUGAUCGAAACUUUUGAUAUUGAGGAGAAAUCUGGUAGUUCAUGGUCCGAAACAUGGCCCGACACGUUAACCGUAAUCUGUGAUACAAUGAUAAAACUAGAUCCUUCUAGUCAUACUGUUUAUUUACAACAACGUGGUUAUGAGAGUCCGAUUUUUUAUGACAAAUUAUGUCUAACAACUGGCGGUGUUCCGCGGCUUAUUGAUCCGAGGCACCCAUAUGUUAUUGGUCUAAGGGAUACAGAGAGCAUCAAAAACUUUCAACACCGUCUACUGGGACUUCCAAUGAGUUCAGACAACGUUGUUACUUCAGUACUCCCAGAUUCAUAUUCACUAGCUCGAAGACACUUACAGUUGAGUCGAGCAAAGCUCAAAGCCACUAGUCGAGUGUCUGCGUUGCUGGCAGGUUUCGCUAUGGUUGCAAUCAUUGAAUUGCAGGUUGCUGUUGGCGAAAGUAAACCACCUGAAGGAUUAUUGUUUGCUUUCACGAUUCUUUCAUGUCUUCUGGUUGUCGUGCAUAUAAUGGCUGUAAUGAUAAGUACUUGUAUUUUGCCACAUAUUGACUCAUACAUGGUCCCUCAAGACUGUUAUUUGAUUGAGGAAGCACCACACAACAGAUUAAGAACAUUUGUUGAAGUUGCAUGGAUUUGCAGUACUGUGGUUGGCAUCAUUUUAUUCUUAGCUGUGGUAACUUUAGCAUUUUGGGUUAAAUUUUGGUCUGUGAGUAGCCUGUCUGCCAUAGCCGCAACAAUUGUUUUGAUGCCAGCCAUGCUCAUUUUCGUCAUUUUCGCUAUAUUAUUUUAUCGUGCGCUCACUACCUACAAAGUGGAACGAGCUACGGAAAUGAUACGUAAUAUUGAUAUGCGCAUGUCCUUUCUUAGAAGUGGAGUUCAGAAGAUAUAUGACGAAGAUAACAGGAAACAACAUGUUUGA